Malaya genurostris is the source of this 1058-nucleotide messenger RNA. RefSeq names its product soma ferritin-like. Gene Ontology annotation, biological process: intracellular iron ion homeostasis; iron ion transport. Gene Ontology annotation, cellular component: cytoplasm. The transcript has 4 exons. Lineage: Eukaryota; Metazoa; Arthropoda; Insecta; Diptera; Culicidae. The record is from RefSeq and is a predicted model, not a curated record. The coding region runs from base 270 to 935 and encodes 221 amino acids. Gene Ontology annotation, molecular function: ferrous iron binding; ferric iron binding.
GAAUAUGGUUGACGCACUCACCAACACCAGCAUGUAAACCAGAAUGUUCCAAGUUGUAUUUAUAAUAAUUCCGUCGACAAAACCCUAUCUAACGACAGCGAGUGCCUUCAUAACAGAUCGGAAAUUCGAAUAAGAGAGACCUCACACUGAUUUUGUCGGAUCAAGAAGAUUCACAAAAUUGCGUGUCAAACCAGUGUUACGUGUCAGUGUAUUGAUUGAGAUUGUUAGUGAAACUUUUCCCUAUUUGAAAUUUUAGUGAAAAUAAAAUCAUGAAAUUCAUCCUGCUAACUGUUGCCUUUGUGGCCGGCUUGCUUUCAGUCCGAGCUGAUGACUAUAAUGCAACCGAUAUAUCCAGUUUUACCGCACAAUUUUCGGCUGUUAAUCAUAUCAAAGAUGAUCUUCAAAUAUUCACUAACCAGCAAUUGGAGAAAUCCUAUGACUUCUUGCUUCUUGCAUCAACAUUCGACAAAUACGAUUUGAAUCGUCCUGGCUUCGAAAAAUUGUAUCGCAAAAUCUCGGAUAAAGCUUGGGAGGACACCAUCGGGCUAAUUAAGUAUCAGAGUAAACGUGGUCUAUCCGUAUCAUUGGAUGGUGCUCAGCAUGUUGUUGGAAAACUAAACGAAGGAAAACUUGGGAAGGCUAGCUUGGUCGACAGUGAUGAAUUGUCCUCACUCAAACUGGCACUGGGCUACGAGAAAAUUCUGGCUGAUGAGAGCCACCGUAUCCACAAGAAGAUUUCACAUGCUCACGAUAAGGGAGUGGCUUACGAUCCAGAUGUUGCCCACUAUUUGGAUGAGGAAAUCAUUGAAUACCAAAGUGGAGUGAUUCGCCAGUUGACUGGAUACAUCCAUAAUUUACACAGCAUAAUCGCCGAGCCAGAAACUAGAGACAUGGGUAUCCAUAUGUUUGAUGAAUAUCUGGAUACGGUUGAAUGAACAGAAUCAUUUAAGAUCUUUGAGUAAUUUGUUUCGCAGUAGGAAUUCAACAUUUCGAUAUGUAAUUGAGUUUAAUAUCAUGUACGUUCGUGACGGCUAUCAAUAAAUCAUUUUUGAAAUUAA